AUGUCCCUCGACGACGCCAUCGCGGCGCGCUCGCCCCGCGGCGGCGGCGGCGGCGGCGGCAUUCGGGUCGCCCGGCGCGUCUUCGUGGGCAACCUGUCCUGGCAGACGUCGUGGCAGGACCUCAAGGACCACUUCCGCCAGUGCGGCACCGUCGUCCACGCGUCGGUCAUGGAGGAGCGGCCCGGCCGGUCCAAGGGCUGCGGCAUCGUCGAAUUCGAGAGCGCGGACGAAGCGGCGCUCGCGAUCGAGACGCUGCACGACGUCGAGCUCGACGGGCGGCCCGUGCAGGUGCGCGAGGACCGCGAGGACCGGGACCUGGCGCCGGCCAAGGCCCCGGGCGGCAAGCGGCCGGCGGUGCAGGCGCCCGCGUGGGGCGAGCCGCGCGGCGGCGGCGGCGGCGGCGAGAUCGAGGUCGGGCGCCGCCAGCGCAAGGCGGCCCAGGACGCGGACGGCGACGUCAUCCGCGUCGCGCGCCGCGUCUACGUCGGCAACCUGGCCUGGGGCACGUCCUGGCAGGACCUCAAGGACCACUUCCGCCAGUGCGGGUCCGUCGUCCACGCCAAGGUCAUGGAGGAGCGGCCGGGCCGCUCCAAGGGCUGGGGCAUCGUCGAGUUCGAGGCGCCGGAGGAGGCCGUCGCCGCCAUCGAGCAGCUCAACGACUCGGACCUCGACGGCCGCCCCAUCCAGGUCCGCGAGGACCGCGAGGACCGCGACCUCCGGUAG
This is a messenger RNA of Aureococcus anophagefferens, 723 nucleotides long. RefSeq lists its product as hypothetical. Bases 1 to 723 code for a protein of 240 amino acids. Gene Ontology annotation, molecular function: mRNA binding. Gene Ontology annotation, cellular component: cytoplasm; nucleus. The record is from RefSeq and is a predicted model, not a curated record. The transcript has 2 exons. NCBI's taxonomy places the organism in Eukaryota, Pelagophyceae, Pelagomonadales, Pelagomonadaceae.